Molecule: messenger RNA, 681 nt
Organism: Symbiodinium pilosum
Lineage: Eukaryota; Dinophyceae; Suessiales; Symbiodiniaceae
Source: the annotation of a GenBank genome assembly
AUGACUAAGGUCGAGAUGGAUUUCUACUUCUGCCAGACAUCAUAUCCGCAGGAACGUGAGCGAUUCUUGGAGGAGGUCUUUGAGCGAGCGACCGUCGACGUGCUGGAUGCGUUUCGUGCUGGUGAGUCAACGUCGCUGAAUCAUCUAGACUAUGUUGAAAAGCUGAGCAGCGAAGAAAUAUCCAAGAUCUGCAAGGUGCGUGCUCUGUGGAGGCUAACAAAGGUCUUCAGUGAAUUCUGGCGGGGGGCUUCUAUGGAGGAGGGUCUGCAGACCUUGCUGGCUGGCGCGCCGUCGUCACUUCACCAACGGAUUCACUGGUUCUGGUCAUUUUGCCAAGAUGGAACCGCGGGAGACACACCACCGACAGAAGUCUACGAUCAACUAGGCGUCCCCGCCUUAUCUGGGGAGCCGAGUGCCAGCCGCAGGGCGCGCCUGCGGGCCCAGAGCGCCAAAGAGCGAAUGAACAUGCAGGAAUCGCUACGUGCGCACCUGGACGCCAUCCGGCGACUUACUCAGGACGAGGCGUUUCACGGCUACAUCACGCUGCCCUCGAAUUUGUCAAGAAACGAGCGUGCAUUUCUACAUCGAAUUGCAGAUGAGUUGGGCCUCAACCAUGAGAGUGUUGGAGAGGGUCCGCAAAGAGCUUUGCGGAUUUGGCGCGCUGACAGCGCAUCAGGAUAG